Molecule: messenger RNA, 1385 nt
Organism: Selaginella moellendorffii
Lineage: Eukaryota; Viridiplantae; Streptophyta; Lycopodiopsida; Selaginellales; Selaginellaceae
Product: anthocyanidin 3-O-glucosyltransferase 7
Exons: 2
Coding region: 54-1385 (443 amino acids)
Molecular function (GO): UDP-glycosyltransferase activity
Source: RefSeq, a predicted model, not a curated record
GUCGUACCUCUUGUUUCUGUGGCCAAGUUUUGAGCAGAUCUGGUACUCUUCAAAUGCCGCGAGUUCACGCUGCUGUGUUGCCAUCCCGAGGUGCCGGACAUCUCAACCCGAUGCUCGAGCUAUGCCGGCGAAUUGUCCACUGCGGAUUCAGUGUAAGCUUCCUGAUUCCAGAAAACUGUCCCUACAUCCCCACCAGCGAGGAGCAGCAAGAGGGCGAGAGCUUUCACCUCGUGUUCUUCUCGAUGCCGAAGGAAGAAAUCCCCAACAACAACAUGUUUAUGUCCCCGGAGAUGCUCCACUUCGUCAAGCCAGCGCUGGAAGCUCUAGAACCCCCGGCACAGGUGCUUAUCUCGAGCGCAUUCAUGGGAUGGUCCCAAGAUCUGGCCGACUCUCUCGGCAUUCCUCGAGUCGCCUUGUGGCCUUCCAACGCGGCCAACGAAGUCAUUGCUACUUAUCUCCCUCGACUCAUCGCUGAAAGAUACGUUCUUCCUGCCCAAGAAGUUGGCGAUUGCAAGGACGAUGAGAAGCUCAUCACUUUCAUUCCCGGACUUCCACCACUCCGCCCGACCCAACUCCCGGUUUGCUACCAAAACGACUCGAUCGACGCGCGUAUGCAAGCAGUGGCUAUAGCGCGGCUUCCACAGGCGGUUUGCGUUCUCGUCAACACGAUCGAGGAGCUGGAAAUAGAAGUGGUGAGAGCACGGCAGCAAACUCUACGUUCGUACCUUCCAGUCGGGCCUCUCAUACGACAGAAGCCCAUCGUCAACCAUCGCUACAAACGCGAGGCCGCAGCGUGCAUGGAGUGGCUGGAGAAACAAGCUCCACACUCGGUGCUCUACAUAGCGUUUGGCAGCGUCUUUGGCCUCGCGGUGGAAGAGGUCGCGAAGAUCGCCGACGCUGUGGAAGAAACUAGUCAGCCAGUGCUAUGGGCGAUGCGAAGAAACUUUGCUACCAACGCACCUGGAGGAUUCUUCGAGGAGCUCGCGGCGAGGAUAACUGGAGGAGGGCGAGGAUUGCUCGUGGAAUGGGCGCCACAGCAGCUCAUACUGCCGCAUUCUUCCGUGGGAGCGUUCCUCACGCACUGUGGAUGGAAUUCCACGCUCGAGGCGCUGGCGGCGGGCGUGCCGACGCUGUGCUGGCCGGUAGCGGCGGAGCAAAACUGGAACGCGAUGGUACUGACCGAGGAGUGGAAGAUCGGGGUGAAUGUGAGCGGCGGAGAGAUCGCCGGCGCAAUUAGAGCGGUGAUGAGCGACGAGAUCGGCAGCGGCAUGAGAGCGCGAGCGAGAUCGCUGCGAGAGAGCAUCGGUGAUGGCGGCAGCUCCGCGAGAAAUCUCCACUCCUUCGCGCUAGCCCUAAAAGCAGAGCGUGAGAAUGAAGAACCCUAG